GUUUUUACAAUAGCCAAUAAAUUAAUUCGUAACAAAGUUUAACGCACGCGCAGAAAAUGUCGAGUUUGACAGAUUAACUAUGCUGAGGGAAUUUUCGGUGUUUUGUGCUCUUCUUCGGAAUGCAUCGGAGCUGAUGUUGAGAAUCCGUCAGCUUGAGACUCAUGUGAAGGUGCUUCAGAGAGCCAGCAAAGAAGAGAACCCUGUAGCUCCACCUAUGCCCCGCAUGGCUAUGAAGAGGAAAAAGAAGUUUCGUCCCAGUGACUUCCACAAGUACACCAUGUAGCCCUGACGAUCAUGUACCUCGGCCAUGACUACACAGGAUAUGAUGACACAGAGGAAGUGGAACACAGUUGUCUCUCUUGAUGUACGCGGCAACUUGGGGUCGGGGUGAAGGUGAGAGAAGGGAUGUCAGCGCAUGAAAGACCUGGUUCAGCUGCAGGAGAAGAACGUACAAGUAUUUCUUCCCUAAAGUAGACCUAAAUAUACUGCUCAUGGAAGAAGCCUGCAAAAAAUUGAUUGGCGAAUAUGACUUCCGCAACUUCUGCAAGUUCAAUGUUAAAGAUGGCAUUACAAACUAUGUUCGAAAAAUCAUGGAGGUUGAAGUCAAGACUCUAGAUGAGACCGAUGACGGAUUCACAAUGUGCGAACUCACGAUCGUCGGGAGGGCGUUCCUGUGGCAUCAGAUUCGCAGCAUCUUUUCUGUGCUGUUCCUUGUUGGCAAAGGGAAAGAAUUGGUUGAAGUGGUUGAUGAACUUCUGAACAUUGAGAAAAAUCCGCGUAAGCCGCAAUAUAACAUGUCAUCUGACGCGCCUUUGUGCUUGUAUGACGCUGACUUUGGAGGAGAAUAUGAGUGGAUUUACGAAGCUGAAUGCCAUGAAGACAACCUCACCUCCCUCCAGCAGCUUUGGGCUGAGCAUUCCAUCAAAAGCAAUACUGUGACAUUGCCCUGGUGUGAUCUGAGUCCCCCUUUACUGAUGCAGUCUGAAUGGCUCGUAGAAGACAGGAAUCCUAAGGUGCUGAUGGAGAGACAGGGAGGCUGUAAGUAG
Molecule: messenger RNA, 1046 nt
Organism: Mya arenaria
Lineage: Eukaryota; Metazoa; Mollusca; Bivalvia; Myida; Myidae
Product: tRNA pseudouridine(38/39) synthase-like
Exons: 10
Coding region: 492-1046 (184 amino acids)
Biological process (GO): mRNA pseudouridine synthesis; tRNA pseudouridine synthesis
Cellular component (GO): nucleus; cytoplasm
Molecular function (GO): RNA binding; pseudouridine synthase activity
Source: RefSeq, a predicted model, not a curated record